AUGGCUCUUGGAAAGCGUCCGUCUAUACGCCUUCCUCCAGAGGUAAAUCGCAUCCUACUAGUAAAAAAUCUCCCAUACAACAUAUCCGCAGAAGAUAUGUAUGACAUUUUUGGGAAAUAUGGUGCCAUUCGACAAAUUCGGGUCGGGAAUACACCUGAGACCAAAGGAACUGCAUUGGUAGUCUAUGAAGACAUUUUCGAUGCAAAGAAUGCAUGUGAUCACCUCAGCGGCUUCAAUGUAUGCAAUCGCUAUUUGGUUGUACUCUACUAUCAAAGAAAUAAGCAAUUCAAAAAAGCAGACGUGGACAAGAAACGUGAGACUCUUGAUCAUCUUAAGGCCAAGUACGGGCUGAAUACUCCGCGCCCGAAGUGA
This is a messenger RNA of Hydatigera taeniaeformis, 372 nucleotides long. Lineage: Eukaryota; Metazoa; Platyhelminthes; Cestoda; Cyclophyllidea; Taeniidae. The record is from the annotation of a GenBank genome assembly.